GGAAACUUUGCAAACUCUACCUUGCUUUCAUCUUCAACGAACCGCCAGAUCCUCCGACAGCAACCUCACAACUCACCACAGACCGAAGCAUCACGCCAUGGCCGAAGACAAACCUUUCUCAUUCCUCGCGCUACCAGCAGAAUUACGACUCCAAGUCUACGGUCAUUUGCUCACCGAAACCCUGGAAAAUGGCCGUACAACAGACGCCAGCAGUCUCUACUUCACUUCGCGCACCACCCAUUCAGAGAUGAAGCCACUAGUCUCAACCGUCCGUGUGGCUCUCGAUCUCAAGCGUGCUUGGGACUACUCUAGACGGCCCAGAGGUCAGGUCAAGGGCAGAUUGUCUUUCGAAGUACCAUCGACACAUACGUACAUGAAUCCGCUCACCGAGUUCGCCAUCACUGCACCGCGCAAUCGCAAACACAGAACUCCUGUUAAACAGGCCAAGCACGACAUACUGCGUCACACGGAAAACUUGGCAGUUACAGGCCUCCGUCUCCUGCUUUGCCCUUUUGGUUUCGAAGUGCAACGUCGCUAUACCAACAAACAAGUCCUCGCAUCUAGUCAUCUCUUCUUCCGUACCUUCUAUCAGACAUGGGGAGAAGAGUUUCUGGAGAAAGCAAGAGAGAAGAGAUAUCUAGAUAGGCUGAUGUUCCGCAAAGAUUCCCGCGUGCAGGAUAGAUACAUUGUGAACGUUACAUACGGGAAGCAAUACGGGGGCGUGUAUCUUCCUGCAUCUGGGGCUUUUUAUGGUCCGUGGUGCUUUCUUGUCGAGGGACAGACGAAGAGGAUGUGGGGAGUGGAUUUUAGGGGCGGAUUGAAGCUUCCAGGGAAUGAUUACGUGUAUGUAAACUGGUUUUAUAGGGAGUAGUGCUGUUUGAAGGGUGUGUUGAGACUGAAUUUGUGGGGUCAGAUGAGAAUUGCGUACCGACUUUUCGGAGUGUAUAUUGCUAUAUUGCCACGAAUAUGUUAUUGCAUUAUCAUGGUGGCGUG
Alternaria rosae is the source of this 993-nucleotide messenger RNA. RefSeq lists its product as uncharacterized. The record is from RefSeq and is a predicted model, not a curated record. The transcript has a single exon. The coding region runs from base 98 to 871 and encodes 257 amino acids. Lineage: Eukaryota; Fungi; Ascomycota; Dothideomycetes; Pleosporales; Pleosporaceae.